Messenger RNA from Didymodactylos carnosus, 438 nucleotides. Lineage: Eukaryota; Metazoa; Rotifera; Eurotatoria; Philodinida; Philodinidae. The record is from the annotation of a GenBank genome assembly.
AUGUCAAAACCAAAAUCAACAUCAAGAAAAUCGUCUGUUAACGCAACACUCUUGCAAGAUUUAUCUUCUCCAUUAUCACUUUCAGUUGUACGAGCAUUAUCCGGUGUUUCUUCAACACAAAAGAAAACUACCUUUCAAUUACCAGUAAUUACAUCAACAAGUUUAUUAACCACCUAUGUCUGUGAUACUCAAGCAUUCUUAUCGAGCGAACUUGAGCUUUCAUCAUCAACACCCACAAUGCAUCAUUCUGCUCUUUCCGAUGAGAAUCAACAUUGGAACGGUAGAACGCGUGAUUAUCAAAUACCCGAACAAUCAAAUAUUAGUACUUGUCAUCGCUGUACCUUGCCCUUAAACAGGUAUACAACAUCGAUCAUGCGGUAUAUGUCGAUUUUAUUGUGGGUAUAUCAAACAGGUUCAAGCGAAAUACAAUUUCAGUAA